ACGAAGAUGGGAAGAAGAGUUUUGAGCACGUGACUAGUCUUUGACCAGGAAGUGGUGGCUCAGAUACACGGUUGGAUCAAAACAAACCAAUACUCGCUUGUUUUGGAGCUGAAUAUUAUUUUGCCUGUCAUCAGCUGGGAGCACAUUUGCCUUGACAUGGAAGACACACUGUUCCAGCUUAAGUUCACUUCCAAGCAGCUUGAAAGACUUGCUAAGAAGGCAGAGAAGGAGUCUGAAAAAGAGCAGGCCAAGGUCAAGAAGGCUUUGCAACAGAAAAAUGUGGAAUGUGCCAGAGUUUAUGCAGAGAACGCUAUCCGGAAAAAAAAUGAGGGUCUUAACUGGCUCCGAAUGGCGUCUCGCGUCGAUGCUGUCGCCUCUAAAGUCCAAACAGCUGUCACCAUGAAGGCAGUGACCAAAAAUAUGGGCCAGGUGACCAAAGCCCUGGACAAAGCUCUAAACUCCAUGGAUCUCCAAAAGGUCUCUGCAGUCAUGGAUAAGUUUGAAACCCAAGUGCAGAACCUUGAUGUCCAUACCUCAGUCAUGGAGGACUCCAUGAGCUCUGCGAUGACGCUGACCACCCCUCAGGAGCAGGUGGAUGACCUCAUCCACCAAAUAGCGGAGGAGAGUGGCCUGGAGGUGAUGGACCAGCUCAACCAGCUGCCUGCAGGAGCCACCUCAGUGGGCGCCGAGAGCUCACGGAGUCAGGAGAAGGAAGACCAUCUGUCUCGACGGUUGGCUGCCCUGCGGAACUGAAGCCUCCACCAGGAGAGGAGAUGGAGCUUACAGCUGUGCGGAAGCAGAUGAGCUUGGUGACGGCAGCAGGAGCUGUGUGUGUUUCUGUUGAACUGUUCCUACCAGGAGGACUUAAUGAGCCUAUUGAUUACCAUCUCCCUGCUCUAUAAAUACACACACACACACACACUGGGUAGAAAUACCACCUGAGCAGGCAUGGAUCUCCCUCUGGUUCAAAUUCCCAUUUCGAUCCAUCUAUUCCCGUUUCUAUCUUCCCCUCUCUAAAUCCCCAAUGGAUCUCAGUUUACCUUUCCUUCUUCUUAUUUACCAACUUUUGUUUGCCUUUGUGUCCUCCGUCACCACUGCCCACUCUCCUUUUGGCUACACUCUCCAGUUCUCAAAUUACACACUCUUGGAUGAAUGCUUUGUACAACAAGUAAAUCCAUUUUGCAAACUGUAUAAUGUACAAUGAUGAAAAUGAAGAUUUAUUAAGCAGUUAUAAUAAUUAUAAGGGGAUUGGUGUCCCUGGCUUUCAUAAGGUGCAGGGUUGGUUAUAGAUAUAUGUGCAUAUAUGUUUCAAGUUUUUUGGUCUCUGUCAGUUCAGCUUGGUUUAAAUGGAUGAUUCUCUUUGGAGGAAGGAGACACAUAUAAUGGGAAAGAAAGUUUUUGCUUAUAGCUUACGACAAGUUGGUGACACUAACAGUCUCCUUCCAUCGGAUUCAUCCAGUAAACACCUGCUUCAUGACAAAGGACAAUCAUCAAAACUUUUGUUUGUCAGUGUCAAAAUGGAUGAUUUAUGUAUUUUACUUGUAUUCUGGUUUGUCGUUGAUUAUUUCUCAUGCCUGUAUUCAGAUCUUUUGCUUUGAACGCCUUAUUUAUGGUGCAGGUGCUUGCAUAGUUGCUUCCCCCGCCAGUGCCUGAAGGACGGUAAAUUAGAUGGCAAAGGGCAGCAAACUGACGCUCAGAUGGCUGUUGGUCAACAAAAGGAAUUUUCCAUUCCUCUUCCUGCCAGACAAGCCUGAGAUGGUCGGUCUUAACCAGCUUCACUUCAACACUGACUGUGACGAGUGUGAGCUUCAGUUGCCUGAUCUGUUUUUUGUUUUUGGGUGCUUGAUUUGAAGGAACAGUUCACCCAAAAAAGAAAAUUCAUUCAUUAUCUACUGACCCCCUUGUCAAUUCAAACUCAGAAGUUUUGUUAAGUUUUCCUCUUAGAAAACAACUUUUCAUUAGUAUGAGGGUGAGUAAUAAUGACUAAAGUUCCAUUUUUGGAGGAACUGUUCCUUUAAGUUUUUGGAUGCCUCUCUUCUCCCCACCUGUCUAAGUUCCUUCCCAAACAGUUUUAGUUGAAGAUAGACAUGCGGGAUCUUUUUUUUUUUUUUUUUGACAAGAGUAACUUGCUACUAUGGCUGGCUGGUAUGGCUUUAAUAAUAUCAAAAGAUUUUUAAGCCAUAUUGCAGUAUACAAUAUAUAUCUCAAUAUUUUGAAAUCUUUUCAAAAGUCCUUCAUAAAUGUUAGAACUAGGUGCCCAAAUAUUCCAGACUUCAAUAUUGGUAUUGUGCCAAUAUUGUAGGCAUGACUAUUAGUACUUUCACAAAAUAGUGUCAGAGAUUUUCUGAUUUCUGAUUAAUAAUCAGUACUAGGGAUAUAAAAUAACUAAGUGGGUAAAGACACAUAUUAGAGCAAGUAGAACAGCCUGGUAGAUUCUGAAAAUACCAUUACGUUACUGUAAUGCAGCCUUUAAAACCAGGAAAAGACAACACUCACAUGUCAAAUCACCAUUUAACAAUAUCCAAAAUCUAAGAUGAUAUGUAGACGCAUAACGAUGAUGAUGUGUAUCUUAUGUAUUUCCAAGCCCUAGCUGCUACUCCCCGCUUGCCUUGCUAACCAGGUAUUUGUUUGAAAUGAGUGUUUCAGUUAAAGAAGUGCUGCACGAUUAUUCAUUAUUCAGUAGCUGAUGUUUUUUUCUUGUCUUUUGAGAUCAUGGCUCUACACUGAGUAGCCUGUUGAGUGAUAUGACUGUUUUUUGAUGCAUCUCUCUCUGAGCGUACAAAGUAAACAACAGUGAGAGCAUUUGUGGGCCAAACCCACACCUCCACCUGUGACAGUGCAUUGUCACCCUGUUUUCAUUUGUUCAUCUAUUUUAACACAGGGAGGGUUUAUUUAUAAAAUAUUCAGCAGACUUUGCGGCACUUUUGUUUUGUAUGUUAAUCUCAUGAAAAUAAAGUCUUGCCAUCUGACACAUUCUA
Messenger RNA from Acanthopagrus latus (yellowfin seabream), 2978 nucleotides. It is a transcript of the gene chmp1a, whose product is annotated as charged multivesicular body protein 1A. Lineage: Eukaryota; Metazoa; Chordata; Actinopteri; Spariformes; Sparidae. Gene Ontology annotation, cellular component: ESCRT III complex; multivesicular body. The coding region runs from base 157 to 753 and encodes 198 amino acids. The record is from RefSeq and is a predicted model, not a curated record. The transcript is spliced from 7 exons. Gene Ontology annotation, biological process: late endosome to vacuole transport; protein transport; endosome transport via multivesicular body sorting pathway.